Lucilia sericata (common green bottle fly) is the source of this 1704-nucleotide messenger RNA. RefSeq names its product ADP-ribosylation factor-like protein 4A (gene Arl4). Gene Ontology annotation, molecular function: GTP binding; GTPase activity. The transcript has 4 exons. Gene Ontology annotation, biological process: intracellular protein transport; vesicle-mediated transport. Gene Ontology annotation, cellular component: cytoplasm. Lineage: Eukaryota; Metazoa; Arthropoda; Insecta; Diptera; Calliphoridae. Bases 470 to 1558 code for a protein of 362 amino acids. The record is from RefSeq and is a predicted model, not a curated record.
AUUUAACAUCUCUAUUUUAUAAAGUAUCACAAUUUUUAUUAGAAAUACUUCAAUUUUAAAUAAAAAAUAUACUAUUUAAUUAUCAAAUAUUUAUAGUGUUAUAGAUAUAAAUUAUUAAAAAAAGAAAAUGCAUUCCAGUUAUUAAUAAAAUGCAUAAUGUUAUAUAUUAAUGUAUAAAUAUUAAUAAUUCUACUAAUCAUAUAUGGAUUGGAGUGUUUGUAUAUGCGUUUGCUAUCAUAAUUGCGACUACAGUUCUAAUUGUAAAACAAAAUUGUUAAUUGUUGAUGGUUGUCGAUUUUUUAAGCAUCAAAAUGGGUAAUUCUUUCAAGUGAAUAAAAUUUUUAUGUGGAACCUUUAAAUAUUUGUACUCUUUGGACAUAAAAUGGGUACAACAAUGGGAAAAAAUGGUAAUUUCCUGGAUGCCUUACCAUCGCAGUAUUUGUAUGUAUAGGGCACAUUACAUGUUGUAAUGUUGGGUCUUGAUUCUGCUGGAAAAACUACUGCUUUGUACAGACUAAAAUUUGACCAAUAUUUAAAUACUGUUCCCACAAUUGGUUUUAACUGUGAAAAAGUCCAAGGCAUGGUUGGUAAAGCGAAAGGAGUGCAAUUUCUAGUGUGGGACGUGGGAGGACAGGAAAAACUGAGACCUUUAUGGAGAAGUUAUACACGGUGCACGGAUGGAAUACUGUUUGUGGUAGAUUCUGUUGAUGUUGAGAGAAUGGAAGAAGCAAAAAUGGAACUUAUGCGUACUGCAAAAUGUCCGGAUAAUCAAGGGGUUCCAGUCCUAAUAUUGGCUAAUAAACAAGACUUACCUGGUGCUCGCGAACCUAAAGAACUGGAAAAGCUGCUAGGGUUACAUGAACUGCUGACACCAAAUUCUAUCAAUAUAAGUACGGUUCUAAAAUCGUGUUCCUCUUCCACUGGCAAUAUUGUAGCUACUACAAAAGCCACAGAAAAUGAAAACGUAGAAGACGGCGGUUAUGGGGAAAUUGGUGUUGGGAAUACAUCUUCUUCAGUUAUCAGUUCAAAACUGUCUUCAUCGUCACCAUCCAAUCAACAAAGCACCCGCGUAAUUAAUGAUAUGCAAAAUAAAGCGCCCUCAUUAAAAAAUUAUUCAUCGACUUCACUGCUAGACUCCUAUCAUUAUCAACAACAACAGCAGCUUAAAUCAAACCAACAACACACUUCUCAAAAAUCGCUAGUAACGCACGAAUUGCAGACAAAUUUAGUAACUCACCAGUCUUCUCCAUCCUCACUAGUAUGUACUCCAACCUCAUCCAGUAUACCCAGCAGCUGUAACAUUACCAAUAAUACUAGCCAUCACAAUGACAAUAUUUCUAAAUUGACUUCAUCUGCCACAUCAUCAAAUAUAAAUAAUUCUACAAUAUUACAAAAGUCAUGCAGUAAUACAAGCAACAUUUCAACCCAAUACAAGGGUUGGUAUAUACAACCUGCAUGUGCUAUUACUGGCGAAGGAUUACAAGAAGGACUUGAAGCUUUAUAUGACAUGAUUCUAAAACGACGUAAAAUUCAAAAGAUCCACAAAAAGAGACGGUAAUAUUUAUCAAAACUGGACAUAUUGUAAAUCAUGUUAAAUAUUAAAAAAAAAAAAAAAAAUUAUCAAAUGUAAUGAGAACAAUUUGUACUGGAUAACGCUUUGAACUUGAUAUUGUGAUUUUUAAUGAAAUACGUUUGCAACUAAUA